GCAAUGAUCGCACGCGCAGCACAACAACAUCGCUACUUGAUGCGCGCGCACGCAUGUCCAACAGCGCGAACGCGAAAACACUCCGGACCGCGAGAUAUGUGACUUCGAAAUUUAAAUUUUGACAGUUUUUAUUUCAAACACAAUGCGGUUUAUAGUGUUGUGUUUUAGUGUUUGUGUAUUGAUAGUGGUGGGACAGGACAUCGAUGCGAUGCGGAAUAUGCCCAAAUAUGACUCGAGAUACGAUUACCUAGAUGUAGAUGCAUUAUUUAAUAGUAAAAGACUAGUGAGGAACUAUGUGGACUGUUUGAUUAACAGUCGCAGGUGCACACCUGAAGGAAAAGCCCUGAAAAGGCUCUUGCCAGAAGCCUUAAGGACAAAGUGCAUACGAUGCACGGAAAGUCAGAAAAGGACAGCCGUCAAGAUAAUCAAGCGACUGAAAAAUGAGUAUCCCGACGAAUGGGCGAAGCUGUCUUCAAGAUGGGAUCCAACGGGAGACUUCACGCGAUACUUCGAAGUGUUCCUGGCUAAUGAGCAGUUUAAUACCAUAUCUGGCAAUGGUAACGAAGUACCGAUGUCACCGCUGCCAACUUUACGACCAGUACCUACGACACCUGCUCCGACGUCUGAUACACCAGUAUCGAGUGCCACUCCACCACGACCUCUUCCUCUUAAUAGGUUUGGAGGCGAAGAUGAGGUAAUGGUCGGCAGUCCCUCGUCGGCUGUCACGACUCCCCGACCGACCCCAAUUCUCACAACUAGACCAAGCACUAUGAGACCAACUGUGCCGCCGAGACCAACACCAAUAGCAUGGGGGAACGUCGGUACAGGCACAAUGCCAACACGCUUUACGAUGCGUCCUACAAAAGAUAAUCUACCAUUGCCAUAUUCGACCGCCAUGACACUCAUCGACCAGAUCGGCAUCAAGAUCAUAAGGACAACAGAACUUGUCACUGACAUACUGAGGAAUACUGUUCGGGCUGUCGUUGGACGAUAACACUCAUACAUUAUAAAGUGAUUUUAUUUGUAAAAAAGUGCUAAAGCAUUGUAGUCAUUCGGCCUAAAAAGAUAAAACGUACCUAUUUUUUAUAAAAGAAAAACAAUGUUUUGUUAUUUACUUUGGUAGAAAACUCUUAUCUUUAAAAUGAGAAUUUGAUACAUGUAAAAAAUAUAAUUAUAAUUUAGUUAAGUAUACUUUUUAAAAUACGAGAUUAUUACAAUUUAGCUACCAGCCACUAUAAAAAAAUUAAUUGCAGAUCAUUAUUAAGUAUAAUCAAAUAUACACUGAAUCAAAAAAAUAAAUCAAAAUACAAAGAACUCUUAUUACGACAAACGGAAUAAAAAAAUACCUAAAAUAAUACAAAAUUUUGAUCCAGAUGUAAAAUUUUAUACGAAACAAAACACUUUGUAACACAUAGAAAUAAGCUUAUGAAGCGUAACUAUAAGUAAAUUUUGUUAGAUUAAGUUUUAAAUUAUUUGUUAAAUUAAGAAUUUAUCGUACAACACUAGGUUUUAGAUGAAUAAAUAAUAAUAUGUCAUAAAUUUAAAAUAAGAAUAUGAAUUUUAAGUCGAGCAGUGAUCGAAUAAAAUUUUUAUAAUUGUCUA
This is a messenger RNA of Vanessa tameamea, 1602 nucleotides long. RefSeq lists its product as uncharacterized. The transcript has 5 exons. NCBI's taxonomy places the organism in Eukaryota, Metazoa, Arthropoda, Insecta, Lepidoptera, Nymphalidae. Bases 143 to 994 code for a protein of 283 amino acids. The record is from RefSeq and is a predicted model, not a curated record.